This is a messenger RNA of Rhinocladiella mackenziei CBS 650.93, 918 nucleotides long. RefSeq lists its product as uncharacterized. Bases 1 to 918 code for a protein of 305 amino acids. Lineage: Eukaryota; Fungi; Ascomycota; Eurotiomycetes; Chaetothyriales; Herpotrichiellaceae. The record is from RefSeq and is a predicted model, not a curated record. The transcript has 2 exons.
AUGGAAGAACAGCGACAAAAAGAUGACGCCCUCAGCGCAAACGACGGAGCAGGCAAAAAAGGAGCAGACGUGCUAUGUGAUGGUGUUCUAGAGGAUUGUCCAACCCACGAAAAGGAUGUUCAUCCUGGAGACUCAGGCACUGGUGACCCUCCAACAUCGAGCGAUCCCGACCCGGCAACACCUAUUGCAGAGUUCAAAUUCGACAGCCUAGAUCCACGCUUGAGAUGCCAGAAACCGGAUUGCCGCACCAUGACCAGUUGCUGGGAUCCGGCUGUGGUUAUUUGUCCCGCGUGUGGAACCGACAGCUUUGUUCGCUACUGCAAAAAGCAACAUCUCUACGACGACAUCCAACGCCACUGGCUCUACGAGUGUGGAAAAGCUAGGAUUAUCGAUCCGAUCGAUCGAGAUACCAUACGUCCAUCACAAAUCCCUAACCGACCAUACAUUGUCAGUCAUCGCCACAACUUGGUUGAGCGUCAUAGACAGGCGGUCUGGCGUGCCAUGGAAGACGCAGAUUAUUUCAUCUUUAAUGAUGUUGACAUGGUCGACUCGGACAUCCUGGACCCCACAGAAGAAGAGUGGAGUCUUGGACGUGGAACGGGAACCGUGGUUAUGCAGAUAUUAUUUCCGGAAGACGUGCCAACUGCUUCUAGGAGACAAUUAUUCAACCACCACAUUUUGCAAUGCCUCACGUUCGGAAGUCCGAUGGCCACCCCAAGCUGCAUGAUUGCUCUGCAGUUGAUUCGCGAAUCACUGAUUGUCUCGGGUAAUUGGACAGAGCAAAUGCUCACCUACCUCUGCAUGCAAUUAGGAGGCGAAUGGGGUGGUUUUCGGGUGCCAUGGUCCUUCUACAAUGUAGCGGAGGUGAACAUCGUUUGGAUGACACGCGGCCUGCUGCCCUUAUUGCCUCCAAGUUGA